Messenger RNA from Drosophila novamexicana, 540 nucleotides. Its product is annotated as neo-calmodulin-like. Gene Ontology annotation, molecular function: enzyme regulator activity; calcium ion binding. The coding region runs from base 11 to 469 and encodes 152 amino acids. NCBI's taxonomy places the organism in Eukaryota, Metazoa, Arthropoda, Insecta, Diptera, Drosophilidae. The record is from RefSeq and is a predicted model, not a curated record. The transcript has a single exon.
AUAACGAACUAUGGAGGCUGUUGGAGGCAUCGUAUUGACCGAAGACCAAUUAAAUGAGAUACGCGAUGCAUUUAGGGUUUUCGAUCAAAAUAACACGGGCAAAAUUACGGGCAAGCAAAUGGGCAUUGCGAUGCGCUCGCUUGGAUACUGUCCCACAGAGGCGGAGCUGUACGAUCUGAUCGAUGAGAUUGAUCUCGAUGGUGAUGGUGAGAUAGACUUUUUUGAGUUUCAACAAAUGAUAGCGAAACGCAUGGAUGGCCUUUCCAAGGAGGAGAAUCUAAUGGCAAUAUUCAAGCUGUUCGAUCGCGAUGAGGAUGGCAUUAUAGCGCCCAUCGAGAUGCGUAAUGUUAUGUUCAAUCUAGGUGAACGAUGCACCGACGAGGAGUUCAACGAUAUGAUGAAGGAAAUCGAUGCCGACAACGAUGGCAAAAUAACCUUUCAAGACUUUGUUAAUGGCGUUAAGAACUAACAGCAAGCAUAUGCAAUUGCUCAGCCUAUUAAUCAGUUCUCAGUUCUCAACAAUAUAGUUAAAUACACACC